AUGAAGUUCCUCAAGGUCGGCCGCGUGGCCAUCAUUACCCGCGGACGCUAUGCUGGCAAGAAGGUCGUGAUCAUCCAACCCGUCGAUUCCGGCACAAAAGCUCACCCAUUUUCCUUCGCCCUUGUCGCCGGCGUCGAGCGAUACCCAUCAAAAGUCACCCGCCGCAUGGGCAAGAAGCGAGUCGAGAAGCGAUCCAAGGUCAAGCCAUUCAUCAAGCAAAUCAACUACAACCACAUCAUGCCCACCCGAUACACAUUAGAACUGGAAGGUCUCAAGAACGUCAUCUCAAACGACACAUUCAAGGAGGUCAGCCAGCGGGAAGAUGCGAAGAAGCAGGUCAAGAAGGCGAUGGAGGAGCGAUACCUGAGCGGAAAGAACAGAUGGUUCUUCCAGCCUUUGAGAUUUUGA
This is a messenger RNA of Cyphellophora attinorum, 408 nucleotides long. Its product is annotated as 60S ribosomal protein L27-B. NCBI's taxonomy places the organism in Eukaryota, Fungi, Ascomycota, Eurotiomycetes, Chaetothyriales, Cyphellophoraceae. Bases 1 to 408 code for a protein of 135 amino acids. The transcript has 2 exons. Gene Ontology annotation, molecular function: structural constituent of ribosome. Gene Ontology annotation, cellular component: cytosolic large ribosomal subunit; ribosome. Gene Ontology annotation, biological process: translation. The record is from RefSeq and is a predicted model, not a curated record.